Phytophthora sojae is the source of this 723-nucleotide messenger RNA. RefSeq lists its product as hypothetical. The transcript is spliced from 2 exons. Lineage: Eukaryota; Oomycota; Peronosporomycetes; Peronosporales; Peronosporaceae. The annotation marks the transcript as partial. The record is from RefSeq and is a predicted model, not a curated record. Gene Ontology annotation, biological process: lipid biosynthetic process. Gene Ontology annotation, molecular function: acyl-[acyl-carrier-protein]-UDP-N-acetylglucosamine O-acyltransferase activity.
GAGGUCCACGCGACGGCUGUGGUCCACCCGAACGCAGAACUCGGGCCUAACGUCCUGGUGGGACCGUACUCCGUCAUAGGACCAGACGUGGUGCUGGAGGCGGACGUCCGACUGCAGAGUCACGUGGUGAUCGACGGCAAGACGCGCGUCGGCAGCGGCACUGUCAUUCACCCGUUCGCGAGCUUGGGGGGCGAGCCGCAGGACAAGAAGCACCGGAUGUACGAGGCCAAGGGCUCGAGCGACCUGACGCUGACUGUGGGCAGCGACUGUGUCAUCCGGGAGCACGUGACGGUGCACGGCAGCACCUCGUACUCGGACGCGCCCACGUCCGUCGGCGACGACUGCUGGCUGCUGUGUGGUGCGCAUGUGGCGCAUGACGCGCAGCUCGGUAGACGGGUCGUGGUCUCCAACAACGUGUGCAUCGCUGGCCAUGUGUCCAUUGGAGACGGAGCUAUCAUCGGAGGACAGGUUGGCCUCAAGCAGCACGUGAGCGUGGGCCGACUGGCCAUGAUCGGCGGACAGAGUGCUGUGGACGGCGACGUGCUCCCGUACGGACUGGUUGUUGGCAACCGCGCGAAGCUUGCUGGACUGAACCUUGUGGGGCUGCGGCGCGCUGGAGUGUCGAGAAGCAACAUCAAGCUGCUGCUGCGAGUGUACCGCUACAUUUUUGGAGCGUCGGCGUGCAAGAAGACGGGCUUUGCACCAGCACUCGAGUACGUUUAG